AUGUUACACUGGCCAGUUGACAUUGCUUGUGCUCAAGAGUCUUCUUCCACUAGUCCAUGUGGUCCGGACGAACAUUUUUCUGUUGCUGUCACAACAGGACACAACCCCGACACUAGCCACAGCCCAGAGGACAUAAAUAGUCCUGAAUCAGCUGUUGUACCUACGAAAAUAUCUAAGAACAAGGAGGAACUGGACUUAUCUCACUCAAGCCAGAACAACUCUGCCAUUCAGUUGCACAUCAAUCAGAGCUAUAGACAUUCUGGAAGACUUUCGAUGGAGCUGGUAUGCCGACAAUUCGAAGAGAAGCUUGCUAAACUCAGGAAGACAUGCUGGACUUCAAGGAACUCUUGUUAG
Molecule: messenger RNA, 354 nt
Organism: Protopolystoma xenopodis
Lineage: Eukaryota; Metazoa; Platyhelminthes; Monogenea; Polystomatidea; Polystomatidae
Source: the annotation of a GenBank genome assembly